This is a messenger RNA of Peniophora sp. CBMAI 1063, 1119 nucleotides long. Lineage: Eukaryota; Fungi; Basidiomycota; Agaricomycetes; Russulales; Peniophoraceae. The record is from the annotation of a GenBank genome assembly.
AUGAUACGGGCUCUUGAGUUCUACUCCGGCAUUGGCGGGUUGCACUUGGCACUCGCGCGUAGUCGCGUCGAUGCAGCAGUCAUCCGCGCCUAUGACUGGGACCCCCUUGCUUGCUCGGUAUACUCGGCAAACCAUGGCCCGAACAUCGCGUACAAGACAGACAUCGCGAACAUGAAAGCUGAAGAUAUUCCUGACGCCGACCUAUGGCUGUGCUCGCCUGCGUGUCAGCCAUAUACUGUGCUCAAUCCAGACGCUAAGGGUGAUCGCGACCCUCGCGCUGUCUCCUUUCUACAUCUCAUCACCUCGGUGCUACCCGACCUCGCGCGUGCGAAUCGGGCUCCGGAACAACUCCUCGUUGAGAAUGUUGCUGGCUUUGAGGCAUCGACGACUCGUACACUUCUACGUGAUACCUUGAUCGGGCUUGGAUACCACACGUUUGAACUUCUGCUUACUCCGCUACAAUUCGGCAUCCCCAACUCGCGUCUACGGUAUUACAUGAUUGCUAGAAGAUUGCCGUUCAUGGCUUCGUCCACUCCCACAAUCCACCGGCACGUACCAGGCCGGGGCGAACCAUGGGUUGACCCUCGUCACGACAACGAGGAGCAGGCGCAAACUCCUGUCGAUGAGAUAUCGAUGUACUUGGAUAUGCCAAGUACCUCUCAUGAUCAAGGCUCCAAAAGACACGAAUACGCCAUACCGGAUCGGGUACUUGAGAAGUGGGGGCGGCUUUUCGACAUCGUAAUGCCCUCUGCACGACGCACAUGCUGCUUCACGCGUGGAUACACUCAGCUCGUCGAGCGUGCUGGAUCAAUCCUACAGGAGAACAUCGAACUUGACACUACGGAGAUCUUUGAUGCCUUUCUUGCAGCCCAAUCUCGCGGGGAUCCGAAGGCUGUUGAGAUGCUUCAUCCGUUGCACCUGCGCUACUUUACCCCGAGCGAACUGCUGCGGUUAUUCGCGUUCAUGCCGCCGCAAGAUUUGAGCGAGGACAAAGCUGGCGGCGAUCAGGCCUGGGUAUGGCCGCCCGGGGUAUCACGCAAAGUGCAGUACAGGCUGAUGGGAAAUAGCGUCAAUGUUCAGGUUGUACAAGCACUUAUUGAGUUUUUGUUUGAGCGCUAG